Penicillium verhagenii is the source of this 864-nucleotide messenger RNA. Its product is annotated as putative extracellular SCP domain protein Pry1. Gene Ontology annotation, cellular component: extracellular region. Bases 1 to 864 code for a protein of 287 amino acids. The record is from RefSeq and is a predicted model, not a curated record. The transcript is spliced from 2 exons. Lineage: Eukaryota; Fungi; Ascomycota; Eurotiomycetes; Eurotiales; Aspergillaceae.
AUGUCGAUCAAUAUGAACUCCCGCCACUGGUUACCGCGAUGGCUUCUCUUAACAGGAAGCUUAAUUAUGGGUGUUAUCAGCCAAGAUGUGGUCAUCGUCACAGUUGAGACGACCGUCAAAGCAACGAGUACCGUCUACGAUGCGCCUACUGUCCCCAGUCCAGCAUCCUAUACCUCUCUUCCGGAUUUCAAAGAAACCGUCCUGCAGGCCAGUAAUGAGUACCGAGGUGCUCAUGAAGCGGUGGAUAUAGUCUGGAAUGAGACGCUGGUGGAAUAUGCCCGAAAAUGGGCGGAGACUUGCAUCUGGAAACACUCUGAUGGUCCAUAUGGGGAAAAUCUUGCAUUCGGAUAUGCCAAUGCCACUGCUGCAGUAGAGGCGUGGGGGGAUGAAGGAGAGCUAUACAACUUCGAGAAACCCACCGGAUUCACCGAGGCGACAGGGCAUUUUACGCAAUUGGUUUGGAAAGCCACAGAAGAGGUUGGGUGUGCGGCUGUGAAUUGUGGAUAUACUGAGGAUAUGUCAAAAGUCAGGCGAGACGGGGAGAAGUUGGCAUCCAGAACUGCGGCGGAUGGAAGCUCGAGGGCGCAGGGCUGGUAUGUUGUAUGUGAAUACACGCCAGCGGGCAACGUGGUUGGGGACCAUGAUGUGUAUUUCAAGAAGAACGUGUGGCCGAGCUAUUCGAAAACGGGCUCAAAUUCCUCUUCCUCUGCCUCUGCCACUGAAACUGCCUCAGGGUCGGUCUCUACAGCGACAAGUCGACCAAAUAAAGGUGCAACGACUAUGCAAAACAGCGUGGAAUCCACGGUAUGCAUGAUGUUCCUAGCGCUUGGGGUGGUGGGGGUUGGAAUGAGCCUGUAUACUUAA